Molecule: messenger RNA, 1971 nt
Organism: Paramecium tetraurelia
Lineage: Eukaryota; Ciliophora; Oligohymenophorea; Peniculida; Parameciidae
Exons: 5
Biological process (GO): peptidyl-serine phosphorylation; autophagosome organization; protein autophosphorylation
Cellular component (GO): autophagosome; cytoplasm
Molecular function (GO): protein serine/threonine kinase activity; ATP binding
Source: RefSeq, a predicted model, not a curated record
AUGUCAAACAAUUCUCCUUCAGAAAUUGAUGGUUUUAGCAUACACUUUGCCGAGUAUUUUGGGCAUGGAGCAUUUUCGUAUUGUUAUAAAUGUUCAAAUCCGAAUUAUCGAAUACCUUUGUGUGUUAAAAUUAUAUCACAAUCUCCAAAGACAAAUGUCGCCUUCUAGAGAGAAAUUGAAAUAGUUAAGAAACUAAUUCAAGUAGAUUGUCCAAAUUUAGUGAAAAUACUUCAUAUAACCUAAAGAGAAGAUCUAUGCUUCAUUUUUAUGGAAUAUUGUCAAUAAGGAGAUUUCUAGAGUGUCAUUCAAAAGUAUUUAAAGUAUGGUAAGAAAUUUUAAGUUCAAGAGAUUAUACAGAUUCUUUCUUAAAUAAUAAAUGGUUACAGGGAACUCUAUAAAUUGGGCAUUAUGCAUAGAGACAUAAAACCAGCAAAUAUAUUUCUAGGGAACAAUGGAGAUUUCUAGCUCGCCGAUUAUGGGAUGUCAAAGAUCUUAGAGAACCCUAAUUUGGAAAUAGAAUAAAGUCACGCUGGAACUCCAUAUUAUGCUGCUCCUUAGAUUCUGAUUAAUGGAGUUUAUUCAAAUAAAUGCGAUAUAUAUAGUUUAGGUGUAUUAAUCUAUUAAUUAGUCUAUUCAAAAUUGCCAGUUGAUAGUCAUGGAAUGUUUUAAUUUAUCGAAGCCUUAAAGAGAACUAAAACUCAUAGAAUUGUAAUAGGAGGUAUCCCAAAAGAAUUAGGAGGAUCUGCGUCUGAAUAACAAUUAUUAUUGAACUUUUUAAGGUCUUCCUUAGUAUACGAAGAAUCCUCUAGAAUAAGUUGGAAUGAACUGUUCAUAUAGUUUCCAAGUAAUGAUCUGGAUAUUGAAUCUACAAAAGUGAUUAAUCGUAAUAUAUCCUCUUCAGAUUAAUAAUUGCAAUCGCCAGUGUCCUCUUAAUUGAAGGAGUAAAAUGACCGAGAUUCUCAAUCGACCUCAAUAGAUAACAAUAAUAUAUCACAACCCAAAGAAACUCAAUUUUUGAGAUCAAACAGCAAACUUUAGAGAGCUAAUCAAACCGGUGAAUUCCCGUAAGCAAGGUAAUAGAGUUAGGAUAAACAGAUAUUUUAACCUUUUCAUAGUGAUUAACUUCUGUAGAAUCGUUAAGAUCAAGUAGGAACACCUGUGAGAUAAAUUAGAAUGUAAAAAAAACAUUCCCUGUGCUAAUUAUAAACUAAUGUUUUAGAGAAGAUUUUAGGUUUCUAUCAAGCAAAAUGUACUUUUGCAAAUCAACUAAGCAAUAAAAUUGAGAACACAUUCAAGUAUUUGCAAAUUAAUAAGCAAACAAUUUUUAAAUCAAAUUACACCAUCAUUCUAUAUUUGCUCUAACUCUACUUAUACGGGUAUCAAUACUCAUGCUUCUUAAAUAUCUACACACUUAUCUCCAAAAGAUUUGACAAUUCUUUAAAUUUAUAAAUAUCUAAGGAAUUGAGUUUUGUAGAUAAGAAGAACUUGGAUGAAGAAAUAUGGACCUUCUUGUAAUGCUAAUCUGAUUAGAAGGAUAAAAUCAUAUAAAAUUACAAGAAUUAUAAAUAGUUGUUUCUAAUCAAAAUAAAUUAGUUUUAAGAGGAUUAGAAAUUAAUAAAAGAUCCUAAUUUGUUAGAAGAAAUCAAGAAAUUCAAUUUCUAAGAUAGCUUAGGCUCACCUUAGUUAUAUUAUCUCUAAUUUAAGAAAAUGUUCGGGGAAAUGAAUCUAAAUUUCGAUUUCGAGAUGGAGAAGGAUUUAUUAGAAGAUCACACAAUUGAAUUCAUGGCCUUUUCAAUCAAAUUUAUAAAAAAUGAAGAAAGUAAUUAGAAUAAGGUUUAAUUUUUGAUGGCUGACCCACAAUAAUUAGCAGAAUUAAAGGGAAGUAAACAAUUGUUAUUAAAAUCAAUAUAAUAAUACUUUAAGGGAUGAUUUCAGAAAAAUGAAUAAAUAGUUAAUACAUUUGAAGUAUUU